Brassica napus (rape) is the source of this 1035-nucleotide messenger RNA. RefSeq lists its product as uncharacterized. The record is from RefSeq and is a predicted model, not a curated record. Bases 433 to 786 code for a protein of 117 amino acids. NCBI's taxonomy places the organism in Eukaryota, Viridiplantae, Streptophyta, Magnoliopsida, Brassicales, Brassicaceae. The transcript has a single exon.
ACAAACAAAUCUUAGAAAAUUAAAAAGAGAAUAUCUCAACUUUAGGUUCCUUUGUAUAUAUUGAUUCCAGUUAAAUCUUUCAAGUUAUUUCAAAGUAAAAAGGAAACUUAUUUACAAAUAUUCUGUUCUCACACAAGGCAACCGUGAAAAGACAAAACACAUGCAAGAAGAACCAUAUUCCACCUAUGUGAUUAUGUAGUUUGCGAUACUUGUAUAAGAUAUAAACCGUGUUAUGACAACAUCUAAAAUAAUAAUUACGACACCAAUAAAAAUAAGAAUUCAGACAACACUUAGUCAUUGCUAUUGCUCCGGCGCAUAAGUCGCUUCUCUGCAUGUGCUCUCUCUCUCUCUCUCCUUCACAAUUGUAUAUAUACACACAAACCCACACAGUUUCAUGUCUCCUUCUUUUUAUAUAUCAUUGAAGCCAUAUCAAUGGGGAACUGCCUGAGACACGACAAUGGCUUUGCUGGAAAAGAAAAGGACGAUCUCGAACCCGAGCUCCCGGUUGAGUUAUUGGAAGAAGGUAAAGGGAGUAGCGGUGAGGAAGGAGGAAGUGAAAGAUCAACACAAAAAGAGUCUAAGGUGGUGAGGAUCAAAGUAGUGGUGACAAAAGGAGAACUUAGACAAAUCUUGGGCCACAAGAAAGGUACCAAUUCCAUUCAACACUUAGCUCACGUUCUUAAAGAUAGUGGCCGAAACAUCUCCAGGGCUUAUGAAGAAGAAGAAGAACAAGGUGAUGAAAAUUGGAGGCCUACGUUAGAAAGUAUUCCUGAGAAUCAUUAUUGAAAUUAAUCAUAUCAAUAUAUUCAACUAAGAGUCCAGUUUUUCUUACCUUUUCCUAGACGGCUGUUUAUUAUGUUGUCUAUGAUUGCUCCUUUUUAACCAAAGUUGUCUCAGGAACAUUGGUUUUCUUUUCCUUUCCUUGUUUUUUCCCCAGGAUGUUUGGUGCUUUAUGUUUUUGUUAGAGCACUAAUUAACUAUUACAUGUCAUCAUGUGUUGUCUUAUUUAGUUAAUGAAAUGUGACAUUUUAUAUA